UUGAGAGAUUAGUUGUAGAUGUGUAUCACCAGUUGUAAAAAGAAUUUGCCUUUUGCUUUUAAAACAAGUAGCUUUAAACAAUCCAGCCAAAUUAGUUUUCAGUGUCUUUGACAGUAGAUCAAAAAGGAAAAAUGCUACAAAAUAUAAUAUAGUUUUGCAGUAUCAUGCAUUCCCAUCAAUGUGUAGCUAAAAUUCAUGUAUUUACAUAGCCUUGAUUUUGGCACCAGCUGUUUUUUUUUUUGGUUUUACAAUGGACCGCAUGUUUGUACUGAUGAGUGAUGUAUUUCUCAUAUUUCCCAUGAUAGAUAAACAAAUCCGUAUAUAUGUCAGCAUUGCUGUAGGUAUAGGUAUAAUUCAUUCUAAACAUAAUAGAAGUUUCCUCUCGUUCCACAAUUCGGGCCAAACGGUUACCGGGGGGCUACGGGACAACGGGGGAAUGGCCUAACGCGCGCCCCCGCCUGUCGCGGACGAAUAUUAGAAUAUGUCGUUUUCGUGCAGUCUGUUUGUUACAUGGUAGAGCGAGAGAGAAAGAGAGAGCGAGCGAGCAAAUAAGGCACAGCAGCAGCACCAGUGGCGGCAGCAGCGGCAGUGCAUCUGUGUGUCUUCGUAUCGACUUGUCUCCGACUGCCAAUCGUCAGUCAAUCGGUUUGGGCUCGAGAUUUCACAGCAGCUGAUCUUCAGGAGCAUUCGCUAUCCGCCAACACCGACAGACAUUCGGCUCCCACCCUUCGUUUUCCCCUAAGAGAGUACAAACGCGGCUCCGUCCCAUUUAUAUAGCAGUUUCUUGCAUUUUUAAUGGAAAAUGGCGCUCUGCCCUCAGUCAUCCGGAAUGUUUUGCCUGUUCUCAAUCCAAACUAUCCUGAUCAUCUGCGUGACCUCGCCAGGAACAGAGACUCUCAAAUUCCCGCAGCAUUUCACGAUGGUCCACUGGGCUCGACGCAUAGAGAAGGAGCUGGAGAGGGUCCUGCCGCUGGUCACGGGAGUGCAGCAGAUGAAAGGGAUUUACAGUGAGAAGAGGAGCCAGUAUGACACGAAGAGCAACCAACCCAAGGAGCUGGUGGAGCGGGUGGCACGGAACAUCGCCCGGCUGCUCAACAGCAAGCGCAAGGCCCUGGAGAGACUGGCUCAAGAAGCGGAGCGACUGCAGAGGGAGACUCCUUGGCAAGACGGCCUCAAAGAGUCUGACAUCUCCUAUUAUGACUCCAAAGCAGAGGCUGAUUACUCGGAUGAUGAUGAGGAGAACCUGCUGGAAAACCCCAACUCUCUGAAGUUAGACUUCACGGAUGAUCCCAACUUCAAAAAUAAGGUCAACUACUCCUACACGGCUGUCCAGAUCCCCACUGACAUCUACAAGGGCUCCCCCACCAUCCUGAAUGAGCUGAACUGGACCCAGGCACUGGAGCCCGUCUUCAUCAGUAACAGCCAGGAGGAUCCCUCGCUGCGCUGGCAGGUGUUUGGCAGUGCCACCGGUGUCACCAGAUACUACCCAGCCACCCCAUGGAGAGCACCAAAUAAGAUUGAUCUGUAUGAUGUGCGCCGAAGACCAUGGUACAUCCAAGGAGCCUCGUCUCCCAAGGACAUGGUCAUCAUUGUGGAUGUGAGUGGCAGUGUGAGUGGCCUGACGCUGAAGCUGAUAAAGAUGUCUGUGCUGGAGAUGCUGGACACCCUGUCUGAUGACGACUAUGUCACUGUAGCACGGUUCAAUGAGAAGGCCGAGGCAGUGGUGCCCUGCUUCAGGUCCCUGGUGCAGGCCAACAUGCGCAACAAGAAGAUCUUCAAGCAGGCCAUUAACCUCAUGCAGGCCAAAGGCACCACGGUCUACAAGUCUGGCUUCCAGUUCGCCUUCGAGCUGCUCCUCAAUGACACCGGUUCCCCCAGAGCCAACUGUAAUAAGAUGAUCAUGAUGUUCACAGACGGAGGGGAGGACCGGGCCCAGGAGGUCUUUGAGAAGUACAACUGGCCCAACAAAACAGUCAGAGUGUUCACCUUCUCUGUGGGGCAGCACAACUAUGAUGUCACCCCACUGCAGUGGAUUGCUUGUGCCAACAAAGGUUACUACUUUGAAAUUCCAUCCAUUGGGGCUAUCCGGAUCAACACACAGGAGUACCUGGAUGUUUUAAGUCGGCCCAUGGUCCUGGCUGGAACCCCAGCCAAACAGGUCCAGUGGACCAACGUCUACCAGGACGCUCUGGGCCUGGGACUGGUGAUCACUGGAACCAUGCCCGUCUUCAACCUCACUGCUGACGGGGACACACGGAAUCAGCUGAUCCUCGGAGUAAUGGGAGUGGACAUUACACUGAAUGAAAUUCAAGCACUCACGCCUAGAUACAAGCUUGGGGCAAAUGGAUACACAUUUGCCAUAGACCCUAAUGGCUACAUCCUCUUGCAUCCUAACCUACAGCCUAAGACCAUUAACUUCAGAGAGCCCGUCACUCUAGACUUCCUGGAUGCUGAGCUGCAGGACAGCAACAAAGAAGAGAUCCGUCGCCUGAUGAUUGAUGGCCGGCCAGGGAAGAAGAAGAUAAAGACCCUGAUUAAGUCGAUAGAUGAGCGCUACAUUGACGAAGCCAUGAGAACUUACAUCUGGACCCCUGUGGAUGGAACAGAUUACAGUUUGGGGCUGGUUCUGCCCACCUACAGCGAGAGCCACAUCCGAGCCAAUCUGAGCGACCAGAUCCUUCAGGUUCAGUUGCCAGUGUCAGACAGCAAGGAUUUUGAGUCACUGCUGCCCAACAGCUUUGAGUCCGAGGGCCAUGUGUUCAUUGCUCCCAGGGAAUACUGCAAAGACCUGGAGCUUUCUAGCAACAACACUGAGUUUCUUCUCAACUUCAUCGCCCUGAUGGAGAAAGUCACGCCGGACUCCAAGCAAUGUGAUAACUUCCUUCUACACAACCUAAUUCUGGACACGGGAAUCAUUCGCCAGCUUGUGGAGAAAGUGUGGAAAAAUAAGGAUCUAAAGACAUAUGGCUUCCUAGCAGUCUUUGCAGCCACAGAUGGAGGGGUCACGCGAGUGUUUCCCAAUAAGGCUGCUGAAACUUGGGAGGAGGACCCUGAGCCUUUCAAUGCCAGCUACUACCGCCGCAGCCUGGACAACAAGGGCUACAUCUUCAGAGCUCCUUACCGCACAGUGAACAGCGAGCUCCUGGAUCCAGAGAAUGACACCAUCGGCAUCCUGGUCAGCACGGCGCUGGAGCUGUCCGUGGACUCCAGGACCAUCAAGCCUGCAGUGUUGGGUGUUAAGCUGGACCUCGAGGCCUGGACUGAGAAGUUUAAGAUGCUCGCUACCAACUACACAGGAACCCGCCAGAGCUCCCCAUCGUGUGGAUCAAAUGGUUGUGAGAUGGACUGUGAGGCCAAUAGUGAGGACCUCCUGUGCUUCCUGAUCGACGACGGUGGAUUCCUGAUCAUGUCCAAUCAGAGAGACCACUGGAGUAAGAUUGGUAUGUUUUUCAGUGAGGUUGACCCCUACCUGAUGCACGCCUUGUACAAUAACUCCUUCUACAACCGCAAGCGCUCCCAUGACUACCAGUCCGUGUGUGCGCUGGUGCCAAACAGCAACACAGGAGCCGCACCUCGAGGGGUGUUUGUGCCAACCAUCGCUGAUUUCCUGAACAUGGCCUGGUGGACAUCAGCAGCAGCAUGGUCUCUGCUGCAGCAGAUGCUGUAUGGCAUGGCCUACCGCAGCUGGUUUGUGACAGAUACGGUGGAUGCGGACGGGAUGGAGUCUAGAGAAACCAGCUGUGUCAAGAUCCAGACUCAGUUCUACUUCACCAACGUCACCAGCUCCUACAACACCCUACAGGACUGCGGCAACUGCUCCCGGUUGUUCCAUGCUAAACGGAUAGAGAACACCAACCUGCUGUUUGUGGUGGCUGAGAUUCUACCCUGCGGCUCCUGUGAGAUUGAGAAGCUCUCUCAAGUGGAGGUCGACUUCAAAGAGGAGGACCCGUGUGAUGUCCUUGCUACAGCACGGUAUCGAAAAGGCCCUUCCACCUGCUUCGACUACAACACGGCGGAGAACUCGUCAGACUGUGGCCGGGGUCACUCCUUCAGCCCCUCCAUAGGCACUCUUCUCUCCCUCCAGUUUCUCCUCCUUUCUAUAUGGGUCACUCCUCAGGCCCUGCCUCUCUCUCUUUAACUCUUCCCCUCCCUC
Molecule: messenger RNA, 4153 nt
Organism: Clupea harengus (Atlantic herring)
Lineage: Eukaryota; Metazoa; Chordata; Actinopteri; Clupeiformes; Clupeidae
Gene: cacna2d2a
Product: calcium voltage-gated channel auxiliary subunit alpha2delta 2a
Cellular component (GO): voltage-gated calcium channel complex
Molecular function (GO): voltage-gated calcium channel activity
Source: RefSeq, a predicted model, not a curated record